AUGGUUGAUGAGAGUGGUCCUGUUCGACCAAAUGGCCGUCGGCCUAAAUACAGAACCUCCUGCGAUAACUGCCAAACCGCAAAGAUUAAAUGCGGCCAUGAGAAGCCCGCUUGUCGCCGGUGCUCUACUCAAAGGCUCAAGUGCGUUUAUAGCCUCUCACGACGCAUGGGACGGCCACGAGCAAAGACUAUCCCAGAGGAUGCUGCUGCCAAACAAACACGCGAUAGUUCCGACCCCAAGCCAGCUUCAAAACCUACCACCACGUCAAACGCGGAACAGCGCGCGGAAGUCGAUUUAACUUCCCUACCAGAUGUCGGGGCAGCGGACACAUCUGCUCCAGAGCCGGAGACAAGGACGGAUCCUUGGUCUCCCAUUGUUGGCGACUUUGACGGUACAUACGACGCCGCGUUCUUAGACAAUCCAAACUUGGGGGCGGUAGAUGGAUCGAUGGACUAUUUGCUAGACGAUGCUCCCAUGGACGUGGAUGGCAGCUGCGAGCAUCCCAACAUGGACGUGCUUUUUGGAGAUACGCCUCUCAACGACAAGUCUCACGAGCUACCGUCCUCUAAUUCAGAAGCCAUCUUUCGCCCUGAGGACCUCAUCUCUCCUCAAACACUAUCUGAGAAUGUCGAAAGUCCAUUGGAUGCACUCUGCUCGUCUUUGCAGCUUCAAUCUGUCCACAACUGCACACAAGCUCAUAGAGAGACUUCGGAGCAAUCUUCCGGAUUGGAGUCGAGGUCAGGCUCAAGUUCCUCUGCUCCACUGGCACACAUGCUAGAUUUUGAGUUCAAAUCAGUAGCCGAUUCUGGCUACGCAUCACGGGCGACAGCAGACCCUGGCGAACCAUCAACCCUGUCCAGUCAAUGUGGCAUCUCAGUUUACUCACAAUCACUCGAGUCAAAAAUGGCAAAGUCAGCAGUAGCCUCACUGAACGGCGAAGACACUCCCCAGCAAUCAAUGGAAAUGUCAAGCUUGAUGUUCCCAAAUCACACCCAAUUCCAAUAUCCUUCCGCGGUGUUGAUGCAGCUCUCAUCACUGGAAGUGGAACAACUCAAGAUAAAGUCCUUACAAAUCGACCGCGCGCUCAUGUUAGAAACUGAAGUCCGUGAGGCACUGCUCUCCCGCGUCCACAAAGUGAAGCAUACAAAUCAAAACAAUCACAUAUACUUGCUAGAACUAGUCAACGUGAAGAUGAUGCUCGAUCUUCUUCAGGCGGCAAUCCAGAGUGACUUUGUCGCCCGACCACGCUAUAGCCAUGACCCUGCGAGCGGCACUGUCUUAUGUAUCGGAAACUUCAAGGUUACAUCAAAGGCACGAGCCAGCUUUUUGAGAAAAAUGCUGCAGGCAAGGUUGUAUAGGUUAGCGGGUCUGCUCAAAGAACGCGAGACAAACUUGAGUGGGAUUAGGAAAGAUGGUUUUGCUACGGCUGCCUCGGUUUUACUGGGCGAUAUUUCCAAGAGCUUGAGGACGUUGAUGGGACUUGUGGAGGUUUGGAGUUCGAGGCAUUUGUAG
Pochonia chlamydosporia 170 is the source of this 1512-nucleotide messenger RNA. RefSeq names its product cytochrome P450. The transcript has a single exon. Bases 1 to 1512 code for a protein of 503 amino acids. Gene Ontology annotation, biological process: regulation of DNA-templated transcription. Lineage: Eukaryota; Fungi; Ascomycota; Sordariomycetes; Hypocreales; Clavicipitaceae. The record is from RefSeq and is a predicted model, not a curated record. Gene Ontology annotation, molecular function: DNA-binding transcription factor activity, RNA polymerase II-specific; zinc ion binding.